UCCACAAGACAAACCACCUCCAGCCUCCUCCUUCCCUCCAUAUCACCGACCUAACUGGCUUGCUUGCAGGUAAUUCACCAGGAGCUAGCUAGAUUACAUAUAUAACAUGGUGGAGUCCCGGGCGGCGGCUGUGCAGGAGCUCCGGGAGAGGUUCGCGGCGGGGCAGACGAGGCCGGCGGAGUGGCGGGCGGCGCAGCUGCGAGGGGUUCUGCGGAUGGCCACGGAGAUGGAGGCGGAGAUAUGCGACGCCCUCCACGCCGACCUCGGCAAGCCCAAGACCGAAGCACACGUCCACGAGCUAUCUCUGAUCAAGUCGUCGUGCUUGUUUGCCUUGAAGAAUCUCAAGAAAUGGAUGAAACCCCAGAAGGUUCCUGCAAAGCUCAUGAGUUUCCCCUCGACGGCGAGGAUUACGCCAGAGCCCCUCGGCCUCGUGCUCGUCAUCUCCGCCUGGAACUACCCUCUCUUGCUGUCCCUGGACCCGGUCAUCGGUGCGAUCGCCGCCGGCAACGCCGUUGCGCUGAAGCCGUCUGAGGGGGCACCAGCCAUGUCGUCGCUGCUGGCUGAGCUGCUGCCGCGGUUCGUCGACGGCACCUGCAUCAAGGUCAUCGAGGGCGGCGUCAAGGAGACCACCGCGCUCCUAAACCACAAGUGGGACAAAAUCUUCUACACAGGCAACAGUAGAGUCGGACGCGUCGUGAUGGCCGCAGCGGCGAAGCAUCUGACGCCGGUCGUCUUGGAGCUCGGCGGCAAAUGCCCGGUGGUUGUCGAUUCAAACGUCGAUCUCCACAUUGCUGCCAAGAGGAUCGCUGCUGGCAAGUGGGGUUGCAACAAUGGCCAGGCCUGCAUUGCUCCUGAUUUCAUCAUAACCACACAGGCUUUUGCCCCAAAGCUGCUCGAGUCUUUAAAGAAAGUUUUGGAGAAGUUCUACGGGAAGGAUCCACUGCUAUCAGCGGACUUGUCCCGCGUCGUGAAUGCCAGCCAUUUUGGCAGGCUCAAGGGCUUGAUGGACGAAGAGAUGGUCUCCGACAAGAUCGUGUUCGGCGGUCACAGGGAUGAACAGCAGCUGAAGAUCGCCCCUACAAUAUUCCUAGAUGUCCCUCUCGAUUCCGCCAUCAUGAAGGAGGAAAUAUUCGGGCCCUUGCUUCCGAUCAUCACGGUUGACAAGAUCCAUGAAAGCUUUGGUCUCAUCAACUCAAUGGCUAAGCCACUUGCAGCUUACCUCUUCACCAGGGACAGUGAGCUCCAGAACCAGUUCGAGGGGGCCAUUUCUGCAGGAGGAAUGCUCUUCAAUGACACCAGCAUACAUCUCACAAACCCAUACCUGCCAUUUGGAGGAGUUGGGGAGAGCGGCACAGGCUCCUACCAUGGGAAGUUCAGCUUUGAUGCUUUCAGCCACAGGAAGGCAGUCAUGAACCGAGGCUUCGCCGGGGAGGCCAGGGCUAGGUACCCGCCCUACUCGGCACCAAGGCUCAAGAUCCUCAAAGGAGUGCUUGAAGGCAAGCUGGGAGACAUGAUUCAGGCUAUCCUGGGGUUCCCAAGAGGGAAAUGAGCUCACCUCUUCAGGAUGGUUGGUUUACCCCAGCCGCUGCGCUCUGGUCUUGAUCGUCCAAGUGUGUGUGCUCCUGACAAUGCAACAAUUUCCUACAGAUCACAAAAAAGAUAAGACAAGCAACUCCAGAAGUAUACUGUAUUGAAGAGUUAAAAGUAACACAGCAGUAUCCGAGUACCUUGUCAUUCAGGCCCAUUCUGUAGAAUACUUCUCGCAAAUGUUCAGCAGGUGAAGACGGACCAGCAGCUGAAAGGGUGGCAAAAAAUAUAUGAUACCAUUAGCAUGGAUCAAAAAGAUACAAGUUUAGUUCAUAUUUUGGUUUCUAAAUGUCAACCUAAAUUACAUCACAGAGGAAACAUGAAUUAGCACUGGUAGAACUGAAAAACCAAACAUGAGAAAAUGUUGCGUUACUUGAGAAGGAAACUGGCUGUAAAAGAAAAGUUGCUUUAUUACAAAAGACAGCACGGUCAUGAUUCAAUCUUGCAAA
Messenger RNA from Triticum dicoccoides, 2036 nucleotides. RefSeq names its product aldehyde dehydrogenase family 3 member H1-like. Gene Ontology annotation, cellular component: cytoplasm. Gene Ontology annotation, biological process: aldehyde metabolic process. The record is from RefSeq and is a predicted model, not a curated record. Bases 107 to 1549 code for a protein of 480 amino acids. Gene Ontology annotation, molecular function: aldehyde dehydrogenase (NAD+) activity. The transcript is spliced from 11 exons. Lineage: Eukaryota; Viridiplantae; Streptophyta; Magnoliopsida; Poales; Poaceae.